AUGAGCUUCAACGAUGACAACGAGUUCGUUGUGGACGAUGACGACGCUCUGAUCGAGAGGGCGGAAGGGGAGAUGAGGGAGGCAGAGGAGGAGGAGGAGACUGAGGCAGAAGAGGAGGAGACUGAGGCAGAAGAGGAGGAGGAACUGGAGGAGGGGGAUGAGGAGGAAGGUAUCCAGUUUGAAGAGGAAGAGGAAGAGGGGGAGGAGACUGGUGUCGAAGAGGAAGAGGAAGUGGAAGAAGAUGAGGAGGAGGAGGAGGAGGAAGAGGAGAUGACAGAAAUGAAAGGCAAGAGACGGGAAGAAAGCGGUGCCACGCCCAGUUCCGGGAGCGGUGGAGCCUCGUCCACAACCAGCGCGUGCCAGAGCCCCAAACACUACCCGGAUGCCGUCACCGUUUCCGCCUCCGCCGUUGGAACUCCACAGAACGAUGACGUAGCAGUCGCUGUUGGUGUUGCUUCUGCUGUUCCUGUGGCCUCGUAUGAAUCCCAACCAUCGCUUUUGGCAUCAUCAAAAGCGGUUGCUCUGACAGGGAGCGAGUCGCUGGUGCCAGCGGCGCCGGCCGUCAGUCAAGAAGUCGGGCGGCUGCGGCACUCUCCGCGCUUCCGUGACUUUCCGGGCAAGCUAGCGGGUGGACGUGAAAAGCGAUGCCGAAGUUUUUCGGCGAGCGAAGAGGCAAAUUUGGCAAGGGCUGUCUUGGCCAAGUUUGAGCUGUCUCUGCCGACCAUGCGGUUUGAUGCGCAGUUGAAGCAGAUCCUCUCUCCCUUUGCUGGUGGUGGGGUGUGA
Molecule: messenger RNA, 783 nt
Organism: Trypanosoma grayi
Lineage: Eukaryota; Euglenozoa; Kinetoplastea; Trypanosomatida; Trypanosomatidae
Exons: 1
Coding region: 1-783 (260 amino acids)
Source: RefSeq, a predicted model, not a curated record